AUGUUAUUUAGAGUUGACAAUGUUUCAUCUGAAUUCGUUCCAUCAACUAUGGUUCAUAGAACAGAUUUCAAUGCGGAUAAACGCCAACUGGACAUUGUUUCUAAAAAAUCUACAAAGAAAAACUCGAAUACUUCAAUAUGUGAAACAACUUACUUAAUUGAUGAUGAAAUUCAAAUUGAAUUUUUCAAAAAACCUCAAUUUAUUUCACAUUUAAUUAAUUAUAUAAAACAAGAAACAUUCGCAAUUGAAAUUGAAAUAAAACAAGUGCAUUCAAACGAUGAAGAAUCAGUAUUUGAUUAUACAAUAAAAUUCAUUGGAAGAAAAAAACAAAAUCGAGUUGUUCGAAAUUUUGUCAAAAACUUAUUCAAGUCAAUAAAAUCGAAAAUAUAUCAUCAAAAUAUUGUUAAAACAUGGCUAUUUAACAUAACAUCAAUUGGUAUUGUUCAAAAUAUCUUAGAUGAUAAAACUCAUCUAUUUACUGUAUGCCAAUGGAAUAGAUUGAAUAGUAAAAUCUUAGAAGUUUAUUAUUUCGAUGAUGAAAAAUUUAAUUCUUUUCAAAAUCUUAUUGAUAUUGAUGAUAUUAUUCACAAUCAUAUUUUACAGCUAAAUAUUCUUGUUUCAACAAAUAAAUCAACUCAAAUUAUUGAAUUUAUACAUCUGCAUACAAAUGAAAUUUUAUCAAAAUUUGAAAUUAGUUCAACAAAACAAUAUGAUGAAGAAUUCAAUGAAAAUAUGAAUCAAUAUGAACAAGAUCAUAUGUUAAUAUCUGUUACACGAAAUCCAUAUAUUAAAAAUCGAAAUAAAACAAAACAUAUCAUUAAAAUAUUUGGUUAUCAAAAACUUGUGAAUGAAGUUUUUCAAAAGUUCAAAAAUUUAUUUGAUAAAUAUCGAUUGAGAAAAUAUAAAUUUGGCCAAAUUUCAUCUGAACAACUUGAAUAUCUUGCAAAUUUUUGUAUCGAACAAUUACAUGAUAUUGCAAGAGAAUUUCAUAAUGAUUAUAUAAAAUUAAAUAUUCGAGAAAAUCAAUUUUAUGCUCCACACUAUUUAAAAAAUAAAAUAGAAAAUUCUAUCUUAAAUUUAUUAUCUAAUUUGAAAACAAGUACAUUCAAAAGUAAAGAAUUACAUUAUGAUAUUGCUGAAAAAUUAUAUUUGCAUAUAAAAAAACUUGCUCAACAAAACCGUUGCUAUUGUGAAUUAGCAUUAAAAAGCAAAAGUAAAUCUUAUCGAAUACCAAGAUCUAAUAAAAAUUCAUCAUUGGUAUCAAAAUCAAUAAUAGAACAAUCAAAGUCAUUUUGUUCAUCUCCACUAGUUUUUUCUCAAACGAAAUUAACUAAUGGUUCAAUUGAAAUUGUUAUGGGUGACAUCGCUUUACAAAACGUCGACAUUAUUAUUAUUUCAUCUACAUCAUUCGGAUUAAAAGAAAGUUUAAUUGAACGAGCAGGUGAAAUAAUUGAACAACAACCAUCAAGUCAAACGUAUCAACAAGACAAUAGAUUGAGUUCAAUUCCAUUUAUUACGGAAACAACUGGUGGACAUUUAAAUUGCCGAAAAAUUUUAUUUGUGAAUUGGUCAUUACCAACUAUAAUAUUCGAUGAAGACUAUUUGAGUGAUUUAAUUCAAUUAUAUAUUUCGAAAUCGAUUCGUUAUGUUAUCAAGGAAUGUGAGCGAGCAAAUUUAACCACACAAACAAUUGCAUUUGCAGUUCCCGACUCAUGUAAACACGAACAAAUUUUAGCAGAAGAAAUGAUUGAAGAAACAAUCAAUCAAAUUAAUUUGGCAAAAGUUGUCUCAUUAAAAGUAUCGUUCGUUUUAUUACCAGAUCAGCAGACGUUACAUCAACUAUUUUUAAAUAUUAUUCAAACAAUACAAACAGGAAAAGAUUGUUGUGACAUUUUUUUAUGUCCCGCAACAACUAUUCAAAUAACUCUUACAUGUUCAAAUGUAGAUAAUUUAAAGCAAUGUGAAAAAAGAAUAAAUAAUUAUUUAAACCGAUCAAUUUUUAAAAUAAACCUAGAUGGAUUUGAAAAUUGGAAUCAAGACAUGAUCAAUGCUUUUUAUAAAUAUUCUAUAGAUAGAUGUACUUUACCUAAAUUAGAUAAAGAUGAAAAAGUUGUAUUACAUGGCCCGAUAAACAGUGUUUAUGAAGUUAAACAAAAAUAUGCUUUGAUAAAAACAUUAGCUCAAGAAAAAACCAAUUUAUUAUCAUUAUUUUCAACUGAAACAUUAUUUGUUGACUAUACUAUUAUGUUGAGUUAUUCACCAGAUGAUUCAAUAGUAUCACAACGUUUAGCUAAUUUUCUUAUUGACGAAGGUUUUUCUGUAUGGUUAAAUUUAAAUCAAUCAAGAAACAAUGAAGAACAUUUUGAAAUGGUAAACAAAUCUUAUUGUAUUAUUCUUUGCAUAAGUAAAAAUUAUUUUCAUGAUAAAUUAUGUGAACAAGAAGCAAAAUAUGCAAAUCAAAUAGGAAAAUGCAUUAUUCCUGUAAAAGUUCAAAAUUAUGAACCAAUCGAAUGGUUAGAAAAGUUAAUUGAAAAAGAAUCAUACUUUCAAUUAUUUGGAUCAGAAAAUCAUUUUAACUUAGAAUAUGAUAAAUUAUUAUUGAAACUUUUCCAAUGUAUAGCAAACAGUUAUAUCCACUCAUUUAAGCAAGCAUCUGAUCAAUCGAAUGUUUUACAGGCGAAUGGUCCUAUCAAAUGUGUAGGAACUAAUAAAGAAUUUGACUUUCUACUAACACCAGACCAAAACAAAGUCAAGUAUGAAAAUUAUAUUCAAAAUUUAGCUAAAUCAGAAAAAGGAAAAAUAACUGACAAUGAUAAAAACAACCUGACAGAAAAAAUACAAGAUAUUAUUCAUGCAAAAGAAAAUCAAUGCAGAAAGUAUUUGUAUGAAAAUAAGUGGUAUUGCUAUUUACAAACUCUAGAUAGUCCAGAGAAGCAACAAAAAAAAGAUAAAAUCAAGCAAUGCGUAUGGUUUAAUAUUGGAAUCCUAUCUUACAAACAAUGGUUAAACAAAAUAGAAAAUUUUAAAACAACAUUAAAUAUUGCACCAUUUACAUAUACUGGUGAUGUUAAUAAAGCGAUUUUCCCUAUGUUGAAUGAAGUUUUACGAAAUUCAUAUUUAUUAUUAUCCUUACGAAAGCAUUAUCCAAUAGAAAAAGAAUUCAAUAAUCUUGCUGAACAGAAUAAUAAUCGUACUAUAAGCGGCUCAUUUAAAAAGAGAUCGUUAAUGAUAUUAAAACAUCAAGAAGAAAUGACUUGUAAAAACUUAAAUCUAAAUGAUAUUGAUUCUCAAACAACAUCAAUUCGAAAAAGCACUUCACUAGUUUGUUUUUCUAACAAUAAAAACAUGUCAAAAAACAGUAGAAAGAUGAAACAAGAUUUUAAGAAAACUUGUAAACAGCAACUCAUUGUGCUUAAACAAUGUCCCGCAAAAGCGUCUUUAACAGAAAAAGAACUGUUAGACUUUAAAUUCAAAUUUGCUGAACGAAUGAAAACGAAUGAGUAUGAAUUUGAAAAGUUCUGUGAAAAUUAUAAACAUUCAUUAUGUUCAUCGUCCAAACAAAACAUAAAUAAAUGUUCAACAGCUAUAUUUGGCCCAUGUCCAUUUUCAACUGUAACAAUCGAAUCAUUUAAAACGAUAAAAACAAACAAUAGUACUGAGCUUCCAUUAAAAUUUCCUUGGAAUGGAGUUUUUGAUACAAAAAUACCAUCAACAACAUGGAAAAAUCCGACAAUAGUCUUCUACUUCGAAACAAAAUCAUCCGAGGCGCAUCACAUAAAAUAG
Rotaria socialis is the source of this 3783-nucleotide messenger RNA. Lineage: Eukaryota; Metazoa; Rotifera; Eurotatoria; Philodinida; Philodinidae. The record is from the annotation of a GenBank genome assembly.